CGGCAGACUGAAUUUCCAUUAGUAGUGUGGCCCAAAAACUUUUUGAUGUAGUGGGCUGCCCAGAUUACGUUACAACCGCCCGCCAAGCAUAUAUUCAAAACAAUCCAAUUCGCAAAUCCCAAUUGAGUCAAUUUUUUUACCAGAUUUCGUGGGAGGAACACGGAAUCCCAAAAAAGGGAAUAAAGUGGGGGGAGAGAGAAGAACUCGGAAGGCUCCUGCACGCCUCUUUCAAAGAUCAGAACUUUACCUUUGGAAACCCUAAUUCUUCGGGCUAGGGUUACGAUCGCGGCGUGGAAUGAUGGAAAGCGACGAACUUGAUAUCGAUUACUACAGCCGAAUCAUGGAGGAAGCGGCAUUCAUCGACAUAUAUUUGAACGAACCCCAAAGCGCUGUGGGUACUGAUGCUUCUUCACCUGAAACAAUUGCACAGAAUGGAAGCAGGAAAAGGGAACGUGAUGAAUCAUGUGUUGGACAAGGUUCGAAGGCUAUCCGUGAGAAGAUGCGCCGAGAUAAGAUGAACGAAAGGUUCCUAGAAUUGAGCAAACUCCUAGAAGCUGGAAGGCCUGCUAAGAGUGACAAGUUUGCUAUAUUGGAUGAUACCAUUCGUAUCCUGAGUGAACUGAGAGCAGAAGCUCUGGAGCUCACGAAAAAGAAUAAAAAACUUGAGGAAGAGAUUGCAACAUUGAAGGAGGAGAAAAAUGAACUGAAAGAAGAAAAAUCUCUUUUGAAAGCAGAGAAAGAGAGAAUAGAGGGGUAUUUUAGGACCAUGCCUAUGUUUGCUGCUGGAUAUAUGCCACCACAUCCAGUUGCUUACCAUCCUGUUGCAAAUAAGAUGAUGACUUUUCCUAACUAUGGAGCAAUUCCUAUGUGGCAAUUUUUGCCACCUUCUGCUCGAGAUGUCUCUAAAGAUCAUGAGCUUAGGCCCCCAAUGGCCUAAUAUUAUUUUGUAAACACUUUGUUUCUUCUUAAGUUAAUUGACAAAAAUAAAAUGUACUGAGUUCUAUGGCAUUUAACAUAGUGUUAUGAUACGUUGAAAUGUACUUAUGCUAAGCAUGUGAUAUAUUGAGCACGUGAUAUAAGAGGCCUAAAUAGUAUGUGUAUAUUCUUAUA
Molecule: messenger RNA, 1110 nt
Organism: Dendrobium catenatum
Lineage: Eukaryota; Viridiplantae; Streptophyta; Magnoliopsida; Asparagales; Orchidaceae
Product: transcription factor bHLH104
Exons: 5
Coding region: 296-937 (213 amino acids)
Biological process (GO): regulation of DNA-templated transcription; intracellular iron ion homeostasis
Molecular function (GO): protein dimerization activity; DNA-binding transcription factor activity
Source: RefSeq, a predicted model, not a curated record